This is a messenger RNA of Macrobrachium nipponense, 7469 nucleotides long. RefSeq names its product cAMP-regulated phosphoprotein 21-like (gene enc). Gene Ontology annotation, molecular function: nucleic acid binding. The record is from RefSeq and is a predicted model, not a curated record. Bases 947 to 4828 code for a protein of 1293 amino acids. Lineage: Eukaryota; Metazoa; Arthropoda; Malacostraca; Decapoda; Palaemonidae. The transcript has 23 exons.
GUCUCACUGGCUGUGUUGGUGAUUGGACGAACGUUGGUGUUGGAGAAUCGUUUUUUUUUUGCGUCACGGGACUACUACUGCUACUACUAUCGCUACUACUACUAUUGACUACUACUACUACCUCUGGCUGUCUCACACACAAGCUCAAACACUAUCCCUCUCUCUCUCUCUCUCUCUCUCUCUUCCUCUGUUGGCUGCAAUCACUGUCGCUGACUGCUCCCCUCAAGAGGAGAGAAGAGAAUUCUGCUGUUUCUCUUAUUCUGCUGCUGCUGCUACUGCUGCUGUGUGUUUCUGUUAUAUGCAGCUGCCUUCCUUCUUCUUCUCCUCCUCCUCCUCCCCCCCUUCCUCCUCCUUCUUCCUCCCUUGCCGUCAUCGUCAUCCUUAUCAUCAUCUUUGAUACCAACCAUCAUCCUCAUCUCAUCACUCGCCGAACCAGAUCAUCAUCCUCGUCUUGUUGAUAUAUCUCUAAGGUUAAUGAAAUGCGCGAAUGAAUCUGCCAGCGGACAGGAGGUUGAAGGUGACCGUAUGUGACGUCAUUACUGUCGGCAUCCAAUCACAUCUCAUUAUGUAGAUGUUUUCAGGGGAGCCAGGCCGUCACACUUAGUCUCCUGCAUCCUCUACUAACUUGGGCUCGGCGUGCCUUUGGUGGCUGCUGCUGCUCGCACCGACACCACCAUCACCACCACCACCUCCUCCACCACACCUCCACCACCACCACCACAAAAAAACACCAACACUCAACCACCACCACCCACCAAAACAACCACUCCAUCUCCACCAACCACAACCUCCUCCUCCACACACCACCACAAAAAAACGCCAACACUCAACCAUCACCACCACAACCCACCCACCAAAACAACCACUCCAUCUUCACCACCAUUACACCACCUACCAUUUCGACCACCAUACCACCGCCAACUUGCCGCCCAUACGCCCCACCGGCAUGGCCCAGCUGGAAAUACCGUCCAUAGUGGUGCACAACGGAUCGACGAGCGCCCCAGCCAGCCCCAGUAUGGAGCGCUCAGCUAGACCUCUCCGGUCCCAUCCAACGCUUUCCAAACAGAUAUCUCUUUUGGAUGAUGAGUGUGAUGAGGGUGUAGUUGAUGGUGGAGAUGGAUUGCCAGAUUCACCACCCACACUUGCUCACACACCUCCAGCCACUCCACCAGGGGCAGGUGGAGUGUCUCCACCACCUUCUACCAAUUUUUCCCAUCAUCACAAUAGCCCACCGCAUGGUCCAGGUCCCGGGGGAGGUGGCGGAGGUCUUGGUAGUCAAUCCAGCCAUAGUAAUUCUAAUCAUGUUUCAAGUCACUCGGUGUCAAACCACGGAGGGCUCGGUGGGCGCUCCAAAUCUUUGGAGUUGCAUCAACAACGGUCAUCAGACUCCGAUAAAGAUGUUCCUCUCGUUACUUCAGCAAGACAUAGGCACCAUGGAGGAAAGUUGAGGUUAUUACAAAGAAGCCAUGCAAUGAGAGAAGAUACUUCCCCACCUCCAGAGCAGCUGGAACCUGUGCCACCCCCUGCUCAUGCUAGUUCUCAUUCAGGAAGUGGCAGUAGUGGUAAUACUUUAACAGUGUCAUCAGGUGGGGGCAGUGGUGGUGGUGGGAGACGGCGGCUUAAACAUCAGGGAUCAUCCCAGAGUUCAUUUGAAGGGUCAUCUCCAUGUCUUUCUAGAGAUUCAUCGAUGGAAUAUACGGAUAGUAGUGGUGUAGAUUUACAACAAUUCAUCAUCCAAACUCUUCAUAAAAACCAAAAAGAUCGCAUGAUGCUGUUGAAGAUCGAGCACGAACUUGUCAGCCUCGUAAAGGAUAGUAAACGUACACAUCAUAAGUUUCCUCCAAUGUCGUCCUAUCAACGAAUGCUUGUCCAUCGUUGUGCAGCUUUUUUUGGCCUGGAGCAUAAUGUAGAUCAACAAGGCACUGCUGUUAUAGUUAAUAAGACUCGGAACACCCGCCUUCCUGAAACGCGUUUUCGAGAACACUGCCGUGAUGAUCUUCUAGUGCCUGACGAACCCAAGCGAUCCAUCCUAAAGAGAGAUUCUUCAUCUUUUGAUGAUGGUUCAAAUUACAAGUCCUUAGAUAGACAAUACAGCUCAGAAUCAAGGAGGAGCAAGAGCUUCGAGGAGCGAGAAGAGGAAUAUGAAAAAGUAAGGAAGCGAAUAUUCAGUCAGGAGUCUUUGUCUUCUGCUGAUGGUCUGGGCGACUCACCUGUUAGAAGCCAUGAUUCCAGAAGAAAUUCUCAAGAUGACUCCAGGUGGCAUGAAUCUCGCCAUUGGACGUUCAUGGAAUCUGAAAUAGCACAUCGAAAACACCAUUAUGACAAUCAUAGACUAAGGCCUGGAAGAUUACCAAAAGUAGAGUCUUUUGAAAGCAGAGAUACUCUUCAUCCAAAGUCAUUGCGGCCGCCUGUUUUCAAGUCUCAUAGCUUUGGUGGUUACAGUGGAGGAGUAACAGUAUUAUCCAGAGGAGAGUCUGUCUCCAGUAAUCUUUCAUCAUCUAGAUUAAGUAAACAAGACUCUACCAGUAGUCGAAUAAGUGAUCACAGUAGCAGCUCAGGCUAUAAAACACAGAGGCAAGACACUAGCUCUACAAAUGUCUCAAACACACUCUCAACCACUCCAUCGCCCACAACUAGUCAACACCAACACUCUGCAAGUAGUCAGAGUAUUGGGAUGUGGGGAUGUGAUGGAGAUAGCCAAGCUGUGAUGUGGGCAGUUACAGAUAUGGAAGCUGUACCACCUGGUGCAAUGUUAAUUAAUCCACAGAGCGGGCAGCCAUAUAUGAAUUCAGAUGGCUCAGUUUAUAGGUUUGAUCCAAAUAAUCCACCACAACUUAGUCCAGGUAUUGCUGGAGGUAGCACAAAUGGGGGAAGUUCGAAAGAAAAAGAAUCUACCAUUGACAAGGAGACUAGUUGCCAAACUUCAGGUGGUUUGGGAGGGAGUUUAGGUGUGACACAACCUCCUCCUGUCUCCCCGUCCUCACCUCAUGACCUGACACCACCCACGUCUACUAGUGUCCGGAAUUCACCUAGUAAACAGCUCAAUAUUGAAGAUAACUCACCUGAACCUCCUCAUUCCAGUGUCGUUGUCAGUGGUGUUGUGUCUAACAGCUUAGACGUAAAAGAAACUGGCAGCAGCAAUGGGACAAAUGAGGGAGGACCAAGUGAAGGGGUUGUUCCACCACCUCCUCCACCAGUGAUAUACCAACCCUAUUUCCAGCAUCCUCAGCUGGACACUAGAUCUUUUUCUCAAGAGGGUAGUACAAAUGAAGUAACCAAUCACAUGAGAGGGUUAUGUAUCAGUGGACCAAGCAAUGCAGGAGAGAAUGGCAAUGACCUUCCAGCAACUCAAGUUUCUAGUGCACCUGUCCAGCAAAGUUAUGUAGUUUCCAGACAACACUACACUCAGCCUGUCUAUUACAUGCCAGCUGGUAGUGUUGGCAGUGUGAAUGGAUCGCUCAAGUAUGUAUACCCCCAGUACCAGGUGGCUCCAGUCCAAGCUGCGCCUGCUAGUGUUCAAACCGCAACUGGAGUACAACCAGCAGGUGUUCAACAAGUUCAGGGCAUACCCACUGUACCUGCAGUGGCAAGUACAAUACCUGCAGUACCUGUACCACCUACUGCUCAUCAUCCCUCCAUAGAACACAAUGCUGCACUCCCACCAGGAGGAAGUUUUGUCCCCGGUUACACGGUUGUGGCUUAUCCGACGGGUAGCAGUGUGGGAGGCAACUCAAGUGGUCAAGAACCAGCAGGUACUACAUAUUACUACCAGAUUCCAGCAGCGGCUGCAGCAGCAGCAGGAAUAACUGGCCCCUUACCUACAGCCCAACCUACACAAACUAGUUUACAACAGUACACGUUAACUCCCUCAAGUUCCACCACUACUUUUCCACAAAUGGGUACUGGUAUGGCUUACUAUGCAGCGAGCACUAUACCAGGCGGUGGUGUUUAUCAGACCGUAGGAGCCAUGCAAGGAAUAUCUGGUGGGAUGUAUGGAAAUCCCCAAGGUCCUGCAACUGCUGCUGCAGCUCACACUGCCACUGUCUCUUAUAGGGCACCAACACCUCCACAGACACCUAGCACACAGGGCAUGAGUAUGAGUCUAGGGUAUGUGAGUGGCGGCAGUGGGGGGGCUGGGGUAGCCCCUGCUGGAGGCAUAGGGGGGCAAUAUAUGGCAAUGGUCCCCCCCAGCACCCCCACCCCCACAUCCCACGCCCCUCCCCAGCUCUUCACAACCUUCUUUAGGCCUUCUGUACAGAUGAUGGGGUCUGCUGGAACACCACCUCCGCAACCAAUGCUACAAUAUGGUGGAGGUGCAGUACCACCAACAGGUCCUCCAGGGAGUGUUACACCACACCCUCCUGUUUUUGCCAAGCCAUAUAUAGGACCUGCCAUGCAUACUCUCAUGCCAGCACCUAUUCCAGACCAGUCAAGCAGUGGCAAGGAAGAGAAAAGAAUAAUAACCAUGACCCAAAAUGUGGGUGGUGUGCCUGGGGUUCCAGCAACUCAGCUCCUCACUAGACCGUACUCCAUCAUGCAAAGUGAUAUGCGGAUAUUUGGGGGUACAAGCGGGCUUCCCAACACAGGUGGUAUGGGUGGUGGUACCUUACCUGGUGGUGGUGCACCAGGCCAUAUGAGAGCUACUCCUCUAAUAUUAACAGGCACACGGCCUAGACACCCUAAUGCCUUCACUCCAACCCCUCUUGCCCCCAUCAGCCUAGCAAGACCGCCAAAAGUGCGCAGACAGCGGUCACGAACUUCCUAUAUCCGUAAUGCAGACACUAUGACACCUCAGCUCUCAGUGGAAGGCCAAGAGUCAAACGAAUGAAAAAUUCCUGAUAUGCUUUGAAGCAUUUAUCCCAUUUCCAGCUUUCAUGAUAUGGGAACCUUAGAUUUUAAGUCUGAUUAUGUGAUAAUUAUCACAAAAUAUCUUGUCUCUCUAGAUAGGUGCUGCAGUGAUGGUUGAAGAAAGCCUUAUGUAGUGUCUGUUCAGUUAUAUAUAUUUCUGAAAUUAAUCUGUUAAAUGUUAUAAAAAUAAGUGUUGAGGAUUAUAAGUUUGGUGGAUAUUUAUUACUUACAAUCCUCAUAACACAUUCAUAUAUGAUUUCUUUUGUAUACAAAGUGAAAAUAGGUAUAUAUCUGACUAUGGCAGUAGAAAUAUUUAUUUUUGACAAAGUUACAAGUAUCUUGUAUAUUACAGCCUACAGUUUAAAGGACACCUGGGUAUAAAUAAAACUGGGACAUGUUCUAAAUUUUCAUAUUCAUCUAUUAUGUCAAAGAGAAUAAAUAGCAACAGCAAUAAUCAGUGAAGGUAGGAAAAAAUAGAAUUAAAGCAGACAAAAUACUGAUCUCAGAUAGAGUAGAGCAGCAAGUUUAGCAGUAUGUGAUCAUUUGAUUAGGCUUCAUGACAUGAAUGUUAAUCAUAGAGAAUUACUGAUGUUGCAUAAUACUUUACAUAACAGCAUAAGUUUCAUCAAAACAAUGAAAAAUUUUAUACUCAACAUUAUACGUAUGGGAAAAGGAAAUUUCAUUUUUAUUUUAUCAUAAAAUUACCUUAGAAUUUACUUAUUAUUUGUGAAGAUAUUCUUCUGUAUGCCAGAGUUUGAUACACUAAAAAAAAACUGAUGAUAACCCUGAAGAGAAUUUAUGAAGGAGAAGAGUGAUUGUAGGAAAUCUGAAGCUGAAAUGAAAUCCAUAGAAUCAGUAUAGUAAUGUGUUCAGAAACAGUAUUCACAAGCUUUAUGAGUGACUGAAUUUUCAGAGUAGUUUAUUAACAGGUGUUUAUCUAAAAUAACUACUCUGAGGAUUUACAAGCAUCCCUCAGUUGCAGCUAUACGUCAAGGAUACAAGCUUGGCAACUACUAUUUGACACAAGUCCAAGUUAUCUACCUACUAAAACUGCUAUUUUGUAGUUCUCAUAGGAAUCUCUUUUUACUGAUUCUGCAAUCUGUUGUUCACUUUUAAGAAGGUAUUAAUGAUGCAGAAGUCUUUAUUAUUCACUAUUUUUGUACAGCUAUUGAACAUCUGCCUACUGUUUCCUUUUAAUAGUCAUUGAUCUAGUACUAACCUGCCUAGUUAAAACUGAUGGUAAGGGUGCUGGUCCUGAAGAAGAGCAUCGCUCAUCAUUGUAAGGAAUACUAAAUGAAUACUCAUUAAUCAGAGAAAGUAAAUCUCCAUCUCUGUUACGGUUAAUUCGUCAAUAUGGUGCCUCAGUAUUUAAACUGACUAGUCAGUAAAGUUUAACGUCCACAAGAAAUUCCCUCGCUUCCAGCUCCCAUUGUAGGUCAGUGCAUAACUCGGCAGCUUAUGUGACUCAUCUGCAAGUUUCACAGAAUUCCAGCCCAAAUAUACAGCUGUAGAUGUCAGCUACAAGGAAAGUUGGGUUGCCAUCCAUUCCCUCCUACCAGAGCACAAGAUGUUAAUUUACUGUAAUAAGGAGAUAGAAGAAGGGUUUAUGAUUGCUCUACUCAAUCAUCAGAAGUGCUCUUCUAUACUCAGUUACAAUAAUAGUAACAAUUAAAGUUCAUGUCCAACACCAAGGAUUACCAUGACUUGAGAAUACCAUAUGUUUCCCAUUAUAAUUGAAAUCUACAUUUUCUACCAAAUAUCUUAAUAUCCCUGUCCUUGUUUUGAAUACGUCAAUUCAUCCUAUUUUGUGCACUUUCUUGAUAUGAACUUAGUGAAUUGGCUCAAUUCCAACUAGCCUUUUGUAGAAAUAUGGUGUUUCACUGCAGCUGCUUUGUUAUCAGGUUUAUCAGAAUCUUUUCUUAUCUCUUAAACCUUAGUUGCCACUACUAUUCCAUUUCCGUUUUUAUACCGUGUAAUUUAUUUGAACCUAAAUAUUAUGGAGUGCUUUACCAAUAUCUCUAAUCCAAGCAAUUAAAAAUUUUUAUAGCCGUGGCCUUCGAGUUAAGUCAUUAUGUAACGAUUAUAAUAUACUUAUUGCAUUAUGUUCUACUGUAUUUUGUUUCUGAUAACUCAGCACAGUCUUGAAAUAUCAUUAGCGCAUUCUGUUGGUGUUCUCUUUAAUGUCCAUGUUAUUGAAGACAAGGAGCAGUUUCUGUGACAUGUUUUGUGUACCAUUAAUGUAGAAUAACAGAAAAUUGAUAAGGCAAAAGGAUUGUCUUGCAGACACUAAUUUUUGCAACUAAAAAGUAAAUAAAACCAUUUCAAGUUAUUUUCAUUACUAAUACUCAAGACAGUAGCAGUUUCUGUUGAUGUCAUAUUGUUUUUCCUCUUAGGAUAAGAAAUCUCAUCAUGCAUUUUGCCAUAUCCUUGGUAGUCAGGUACUCAUAUCCCAAUGAUCUCAUGCCCUAGUCAUGUAUGAUUACUUUGUUAACCAAACUCAAAGAUACAUUGGAAAGAAAUAUGUAGUGUACUCCUUUGAUGAAAGUAAAUGACAUUCAUUAACAUAUUCUGUCCACAUAUUUGUUACAAUCAAAUUCCAUCUGUAUUAAAGGCAUAAUCAA